AUGCUCAAGUUCGGCGAGAAGCUCGCAGGAGCAAGAGGCUUCGGUACAAAAGUCCCUCGAUCGUCCCAGGCCCGGCCGCCGACUCCUAGCCGGAAGACUACUACAACUGAGCCAAAGAGCUCACCUCUGGUUCGCCCACCUCAUUCUCCUCGUGUCGGUCCGUCAUCACCAACCCCUCCGACUACUAUCAAGCGGUCGUUGUCGUCUUCUCGCUCCCCUUCUCCCAGAAGAUUCAAGGUCGAGAGCCCUCCGGCUGCCUGUACCUCCGUCUCUGCAUCUCCCACCACCAACAACGACAACACAAAAUGUGACUCUGCCGUGGAGCAGUCACUUCCUGUCGUGCUCGCUCCUGUGCGAAAAUGGCGUUUGGUGGAUUACUCGGACUCCAAUGACGAGUAG
Messenger RNA from Aureobasidium namibiae CBS 147.97, 399 nucleotides. RefSeq lists its product as uncharacterized. The record is from RefSeq and is a predicted model, not a curated record. The coding region runs from base 1 to 399 and encodes 132 amino acids. NCBI's taxonomy places the organism in Eukaryota, Fungi, Ascomycota, Dothideomycetes, Dothideales, Saccotheciaceae. The transcript has 2 exons.